Messenger RNA from Impatiens glandulifera, 2054 nucleotides. RefSeq lists its product as uncharacterized. The record is from RefSeq and is a predicted model, not a curated record. The coding region runs from base 7 to 1968 and encodes 653 amino acids. The transcript has a single exon. Lineage: Eukaryota; Viridiplantae; Streptophyta; Magnoliopsida; Ericales; Balsaminaceae.
UAGGAAAUGACGUUACUUCUAGGUCCCCCUGAAAUCGGCAACCUCCCGCCGCCGCCGUCACCGCCGUCAAUCAUCCAAAUCAGCGUCGAUAAACUCCAGCUUGAUGACGAGAUCUCUACUGGAUUUGACGGUGAUCAUCAUCAAGACGUUGAUCCUGAAUCAAUUGAUCUAACCCAGAUGGGUCUGACUGAAAACCUAGCUCCGACGUUCCUGUCGACUGGAAACCCAUGUCUGGACUUCUUCUUCCAUGUUGUUCCGGACACACCAUCCGAUGAUCUGAUCAAACGGCUGGAAGAGGCUUGGUCUUACAAUCAACUGACUACUCUCAAGCUUAUCUUUAAUCUAAGAGGCGUUCGCGGCACUGGAAAGUCUGAUAAGAAAGGAUUCUAUACGGCGGCGAUUUGGUUACAUCAGAAACAUCCAAAGACCCUUGCAUGUAAUGUUAAAGCUAUAGCUGAUUUUGGUUAUUUUAAGGAUCUUCUUGAGAUUCUGUAUCGGAUAUUGAAUGGAUCUGAUGUAAGGGAAAUCGAGAAGGGAAAGAGAUCGAAACAGAUGAUAGAUUCUGAGUUGAACUGGAAUUCGGAGGAGUCGGAUGAUGAGGAUGUAAAGAAGAAGAGGAAGAAGAAGACGAAGAUUCUGAAAACCCAAGAACAGAUUAGGGAAGAGAAAGAAAAAGCCAGAGUUUUGAGAAAGGAAAGAAAGAUCAACAAAGCGAGAAAAGCCCUUGAAAUGUACAAUCAGAAUGGAGAUUAUCGAUUCCUUCACAACCAAAUCUCAGAUCUAUUUGCAGAGCUUUUGAAGAACGAUAUGAAGAAUCUGGAAUCAGGAAACCUUGACAAGAUUAGCCUUGCUCCAAAAUGGUGCCCAACGAUUGAUUCAUCGUAUGAUAACUCAACCCUGAUCUGCGAAAGCAUUGCACGUAAACUGUUUCCUCGAAAUUCAGACCCAUCUUACGAAAAACUGGAAGAAGCUCACUAUGCUUACAGAAUCAGAGAGAGAUUAAGGAAGGAAGUUCUUUCUCCUCUUCACAAAGCAGCCGAAUUACCAGAAGUAUUCAUGAGUGCUAAUCAAUGGAACUCUUUACCGUAUAACAGAGUCCCCUCUGUUGCAAUGAAGAAUUACAAGCGCCAUUUCAUUAGGCACGAUAAAGAGAGAUUCGAUGAUUAUCUGGAGAAAGUGAAGAGUGGAAAAGCAAAGAUUGCAGCAGGUGCAUUGCUCCCACAUGAGAUAAUGAAAGAAGUGGAGAAUGGAGAUGGGGAUGAAGUUGCAGAGCUUCAAUGGAAGAGAAUGGUGGAUGACAUGGCGAAGAAAGGUAAACUAAGCAAUUGCAUCGCAAUCUGUGAUGUAUCUGGAAGCAUGAGUGGAAUCCCAAUGGAAGUCUGCGUGGCUCUUGGCGUUCUUGUAUCGGAACUGAGCGUAGAGCCAUGGAAAGGUAAAGUGAUAACCUUUAGCGAAAAUCCUCAAAUCCAUACAAUUGAGGGAGAUUCACUGGCGGAGAAGAUUCAGUUUGUAAGAACAAUGGACUGGGGAAUGAACACAAACUUUCAGGCUGUGUUCGAUAGGCUGCUGGAGGUAGCCGUGGCUGGGAAAGUAUCGGAGGAAGAGAUGGUGAAGAGGGUGUUUGUUUUUAGCGACAUGGAAUUCGAUAGUGCUGAGGAGAGUUCUUCAGAGAUUCUGGAUGACCAGAUGAUAUCUGCUGGAAAGAAGUGGGAGACUAGUUAUGAAGCUAUAGAGAGGAAGUUUAAGGAGAAAGGGUAUGUGAAGGUGCCGGAGAUGGUGUUUUGGAAUCUGAGAAGUUCGAGGUCUACUCCGGUGAUUGGGAAGCAGAUUGGGGUGGCGUUGGUGAGUGGAUUUUCGAAGAAUUUGGUUAGUUUGUUUCUUGAAGGAGAUGGGGAUUUGAAUCCGGAGGAUGUUAUGGGUUUGGCUAUUGCUGGUAAGGAUUAUCAAGAACUUGCUGUUUUUGAUUAGCUGCUGCUUCUUCUUUUUAUAAACUUUGUAUCAGAUUUUGUGAUCAAUGUUUAUUUGAAAACAAUAGGAAAUCAUUUAUGUUUGUC